Messenger RNA from Cryptococcus deneoformans JEC21, 1716 nucleotides. Its product is annotated as bud site selection-related protein, putative. Gene Ontology annotation, cellular component: 90S preribosome; nucleus. Bases 56 to 1642 code for a protein of 528 amino acids. Lineage: Eukaryota; Fungi; Basidiomycota; Tremellomycetes; Tremellales; Cryptococcaceae. The transcript has 6 exons. Gene Ontology annotation, biological process: maturation of SSU-rRNA. The record is from RefSeq and is a predicted model, not a curated record.
CUCAUCCCACAUCCUAUAACAUCUCCACAUACCCCAUUUCACUGCAUCGCCGAUCAUGUCAGCCCUCGACAACAGCACUGCACCCUCAUUGCAAACCAAAAAGCGAAAGAGGACAGGCAAAGAGCGAGAAGAAAGGAAAAAGGCCGCAAUCCAGGCCAAACAGGAAGCCGAAGCUGUUGAAAAGGCAAAUGGUGAAGUUGAGGGAGGCACCAUAGUGCAGGACAGUGUGCAAGAAACUGUUGCACCCCAGGAGGCUGCUUCUGUAGAACAUGAAGCUGGUCUAUCAUCGGUUGAUGUUGAAAAAGUUGCCAAACGAAUCCCCCAAGCUCUGAAGUCUCUUCACCCUGUAUUCAAGCAAGCAAAAACUUUCGAAACUCGCCGUCUGAUCAAGAAAAUCAAAUUUCUUCGAAACAAGGAUGUCAAGGAUGAAACUGCUGAUUUGGAGUCUCAGUUGAAAAUUAUUCAUGAUAUCCAACUACAACCUCUCGCCAAAUCUCAUCUUCUGGUCAAGCUUCGUAAACAUCCUCUCUUCAAACAAACCCCUCUCCCUAGCGAGAUCUCAUCCCUCCUCUCUCCUCCUUCUGCCACGACAGCCUCCUUUGCAGGUACUAGUGCCACUCCCGCCUUGAUCAACAAAGCCGAAAACCGACUUUGCAGCGCCAAGAUUGUGGCAGAGAGAAUGAAGAAUGUUGUUAGUUGGACUGUAUGUGAGGGUGGCGCCAAACUUGUUAUCGAGAAAAAGCCGGCCACCAUUAGCGCUGGGAAAGGCGGUAGCAAAAAGGCAGCAGAAUCGACUGAUGAGGAAGACGACGAACAAGAAGAAGGGGAGGAGGCCAACGUUGGAGACAUUUCACGUUCAAUGGUUAAUGGAUCCGACUCUGAAGAAGAUUCGGACGAUGAGCGUGUUCUUCAAGAUCGUGCUGCAGAUGCAGCAGGCUGGGAAUCUGGAUCCGUCUCUGGCUUUGACAGUGAAGGUGGAGAGGUUGACAUCGCCAGCGAGUCCGAGUCCGAGUCUGACAACUCCGACGCCAUUGCUGUCCCUUCUGCCAAACGUGCAAAGACCGCCGUCCCUCCUCUCCCUCCGAAAUCCAAGCCCCUCAAGUCUGAAAAGGCAGAUAAGCCUCCCAAAUCCGCCAAAGAUUUGACUUCCUCUAUCUUCUUGCCUUCACUUUCCGUCGGAUUUACUCGUGGGGAUGACGAUGAUUCUGAUCCUGAUCUGGAUGAUGACCCCAAUGGAGUCGCAGGGAAACAGCCGGUAGUAAGGAAGAACAGGCGAGGUCAGCGAGCUAGACAGGCUAUCUGGGAGAAGAAGUAUGGCAAAAAUGCGAAACACGUUGUCAAAGCCCACGAGGAAGAGAAACUUCAAGCCCAAAAAACCAGGGAGAAAGCCGAAGCGAAAGGGAGAACGAGAGAUUCAGGAUGGGGUGCCAAAAGUGGUAAAGCUGUUGGACCUGCUGUCGCUGCGGGCCCCGCUCAAACUGCCGCUGUGUCGCACACGCAAAAGGUGUAUUCGGAGCCAAAGCAAUCUCAGACAGAGCAGAAGAAAUCGCUUCACCCGUCUUGGGAGGCGGCGAAGCUUCGUAAACAGAAGAUGGGAGUUGUACAGACCGAGAUCAAAGCACAGAAAAUCGUGUUUGAUUAAUCUUUUAUUCUACUGCUAUGUUACCCGGAUCUUAUAAUGAUUGAUGAGACAUUCUCUAUGAUGCAUGAGAUUCU